AUGGUAGUAGAUUAUAAUUUAGGGAAAUCUUCAGUUGAUUUGUCUGAUCAAAUGACUGCUUAUAGUUCACCAUUGCGAAAAACUAUAAAGUGGUACAGAAAAUUGGCAAUAGAGCUUUUGCUGAAUAUUUGUGUUGUUAAUUCAAUGGUGUUAUACAAACAAGCAACUCGAAAAAAUAUUUCAGUCACCGAUUUUAGGAUGAAGUUAGCGAUGUAUUUAGUGAAAUGUUUUGAUGAUGAAGAUUCCAAUUCAUCAAGAAAUUGCGUACAGAAAAAACGUCGUCAUGAACUUAAAAGGGAACUGGGAAGUAUGCGAAAUAUAAGGCGAUUUUGCAAAGAGUGCUAUGAAAAAAAUUUAAAACAGCUAGGAAGAAUAAGAGCAAAGAAUUGCACUAAAAAAGUGGCGACAUAUUGUGCCGACAUGGUAGACAAAGAAAAGGUGUCCUAG
This is a messenger RNA of Vespa velutina, 447 nucleotides long. RefSeq lists its product as uncharacterized. The record is from RefSeq and is a predicted model, not a curated record. The transcript has a single exon. NCBI's taxonomy places the organism in Eukaryota, Metazoa, Arthropoda, Insecta, Hymenoptera, Vespidae. Bases 1 to 447 code for a protein of 148 amino acids.